UGAUAAAUAAUAACGAAAAUGAAAUUAUAAUAUAUUGUUUGGGAGCAGCGAUUCAACGUGGCGUCAUUUUGGCACUUCGAUUGUGCGAAAAGCAUGCGGCUUUCGAAAUCGAUGCUAAUACGUUUACUUCCGAAUUAACAGAUGAUUUAGAACCAGCCGUGGAUGAGGAAGACUACGAUCUACAAAAACGAUUCAAUUCGGCUCUGAGAAUAAAAGUUUUUCGUACAAAUACACUAGAAUGUUCUUCACAAUCGAUGAACUCGUGAGAUGGUUGGGUCUGACGAUCUUUGAAAUAUGGAUCAACCUAAUUUCCCUUUUAGCAUUUACUUUAAUACUUGCAUUUAAGUUUAACCCUGACGUGGAGAUUUACAGUAACAAUUGGUGGCUGAUUUUUUUUCCAUUGUUCCUCGGAGAUGCCCUGAACGCAUAUUACUGCAUUAUUAUUUUUAUUCGUAUGCUGAUGGCGGCCACCCUAAAGUUCUCCACGCUGAGGCUGAUGUGGUCGACCACAUUUUUAACUUUGACCUUUAUGUUUAAGUUUUUAUUGUGCAAAAAGUUACUCGCCCAACUAUCUUUGGAUUACUCGGAAGUAUUUGCGCCUGUAUACAUAUUGCUGCAGCUGAUUGCAGUCAGAGCUUGUCAACAGAGUUAAUCUUGUGCAGCAUAGUUGUGUAAAAUAAAACUUUAUUCUGAAUAAAAUAUGUUGUAUUUUG
Messenger RNA from Cylas formicarius (sweet potato weevil), 713 nucleotides. Its product is annotated as transmembrane protein 203-like. Gene Ontology annotation, biological process: tRNA 5'-leader removal; intracellular calcium ion homeostasis. Gene Ontology annotation, cellular component: ribonuclease MRP complex; endoplasmic reticulum; nucleolar ribonuclease P complex. NCBI's taxonomy places the organism in Eukaryota, Metazoa, Arthropoda, Insecta, Coleoptera, Brentidae. The transcript has 2 exons. The record is from RefSeq and is a predicted model, not a curated record. Gene Ontology annotation, molecular function: nucleic acid binding. The coding region runs from base 239 to 652 and encodes 137 amino acids.